Molecule: messenger RNA, 7503 nt
Organism: Archocentrus centrarchus (flier cichlid)
Lineage: Eukaryota; Metazoa; Chordata; Actinopteri; Cichliformes; Cichlidae
Product: DENN domain-containing protein 5B-like
Exons: 24
Coding region: 212-4291 (1359 amino acids)
Molecular function (GO): guanyl-nucleotide exchange factor activity; small GTPase binding
Source: RefSeq, a predicted model, not a curated record
AAGCUGCGCAGAAGCCACGAUCACUGAAAGGUAACUAUCCUUUCAGAAGCAACUUUUUAUAUUACGAAUGUUUUAUUUGCACCUAGGAACCGUAAUAGACGAGCUUUACUGCACACUGGAGCAUUUUAUUUAGUCAUCUGCCCUUUUCCCUCGUCGGUGGAUGUGUCGCUUGGAGAACUAGUAGCGGACCGCGCUGCAUACCGAAGCCGGGAUGAGUGGAAGCUCCGUGGGAUCGGCCGCGGCACCUUGCCGCUUCGCGCACUACUUUGUUAUUUGUGGGAUUGACACAGAAACUGGACUGGAACCGGACGAGCUAGCAGCUUUGCACCAGUGGCUAGAAGCAGAUCGCCAAGGCAGGGAUCCAGAUACUGCAGCCACAGGUGAAAACUUUGAGCAGAGUCCCCUGAAGAGGACAUUCAAGUCCAAAGUUCUGGCACACUACCCAGAGAAUGUGGAGUGGAACCCCUUCGACCAGGAUGCUGUUAACAUGCUCUGUAUGCCUAAAGGUCUGUCGUUUAGGACGCAGGUGGACCAGCGUGACCCUCAAUUUCACUCCUUCAUCAUCACAAAGGAGGAUGGAUCUCGAACCUAUGGCUUUGUCCUCACCUUCUAUGAGGAGGUGACCAGCCCGCAGAUCUGCUCUGCCAUGCAGACCCUCUAUCAGAUGCACAAUGCCGAGCAUGCCUCCACAAACGCCCCUUCAUGCUCCUCCUCUUCUUCCUCCAGCAUGGACUCUCUGGCCAGCAGUGUAGACGAUGGCGAAUCUACCACCUCGUCCUCCUCCUCUGCAUCUCGUGCAGUAGGAAGCUAUGAUUCAUCACGGGACACGCUCUAUGUGUCCAAAGCUUUGUGUCUGAUCACACCUAUGCCCUUUAUGCAUGCCUGCCGGUGCUUCCUUUCACAAUUGCACUGGGCUGUUACAGCUGCAACCACACACCCCCUACCACUGGAGAGCUAUGUUUACAACAUCCUGUAUGAGGUGCCACUACCUGCUCCAGGGCGUUCGCUCAAAUUCCAUGGCGUAUACGAACCCAUUGUCUGCCAGAGGCCUGGACCGGGGGAGCUUCCCCUGGCUGAUUUCCCCCUGGCAGAGGCCUUCACCCUGCUGGGAGUGGAAAACCUGGUCCAGGUGUUCACCUGCACGUUGCUGGAGAUGCAGAUCCUGUUGUACUCACAGGACUACCAGCGGUUAAUGACAGUGGCGGAGGGCAUCACCACCCUUCUGUUUCCCUUCCAGUGGCAGCAUGUCUAUGUUCCCAUCCUUCCAGCCUCCCUCCUUCAUUUCCUGGAUGCACCUGUUCCCUACCUGAUGGGCCUGCAGUCCAAAGAAGGCACUGACCGCUCCAAACUUGAACUUCCUCAGGAGGCCAACCUGUGUUUUGUGGAUAUUGACAACCAUUCCAUUGAGCUUCCAGAGGACUUCCCUCAGUUCCCAAACAAGACCGAGUUCAUCCAGGAGCUCACUGAGGUGCUUUUAAGCUUUGGCAUCUCUGCCAACACUGGUGCUCCACCCCGGACCCGCUCCAGUCCUGGUAGCACCUUGUCCACUCCUGGGAGGGAGCGCAAAGCUGCCGCCCUUCGACAGCUAGAGGAUGAUGGAUGUAAUGGCAACCUGGCAGGAGAGGAGUUAGCAGUGCUGGAGCUCCUGCAGGGAAACGCCACGUUGGAGAGGCUGCAGGCGCUGACUAAACGCACUGGGGUGACAGUGGCCCGUGUGGAUGCCCUGAGGGCUGGAGUCAAAGGUCAGCCCACUGAGGGGCAAGGGAGCCAAACAGCAGGUGAAGAAGAGGAGCUAAGGAACGCUAAACUAAAUGUUCAGCUGAGGGAGGUGUUUGCCACUCGCUUCACCACCAUGUUUGCAGACUAUGAAUCAUUUGUUAUCCAGAGUGCUCCUGAUCUGGAGUCCUGGCUCACCAACAGGGAGCAGAUGCACAACUUUGACAAGGCUUCAUUCCUGUCAGACCAGCCAGAGCCCUACCUUCCCUUUUUGUCCCACUUCAUUGAGACACAGAUGUUUGCCACUUUCAUCGACAACAAGAUCAUGUCCCAGUGGGAGGAGAAGGAGCCGAUGCUCUCUGUCUUUGACACUCGUAUUGACAAGGCACGUCUCUAUAAUAUCCGUGCUCCCAGCCUCAGAUCGUCCUGCUACCAGAGGUGCUCCGUCCUCAAAGAGUCUGCUCAGGCCAUUGAGCAGCGGCUGAUGAAGAUCGACCACACAGCCAUCCUGCCACACCUGUUGGACAUGAAGAUUGGUCAGGGCAAGUAUGAGCAGGGAUUCUUCCCCAAACUGCAGGCCAAUGUGCUCAACACAGGACCAAGCACUAACAAGUGGUGUCACAGGGCAGCAACAGCUCAGCGCAGAAAAGAUCGCCACAGACAGCAAACAGAACAUCUCAGCCUUGAUAACGACCUGAAAGAGGUGGAGGGCUGUCUUGUCCUGCAGAAUUCUAUGGCAUUUUGGGAGUGGGACAAUGCAUCCCCCCCUCCUGUCAAACCACCAAAAAAAUCUGCCUCUGCGUCCUGCCUGAAGUUCAUGCAGGAGGCCCGCAGCCUAGGGAAGAAUCUACGACAGCCUAAACUCUCUGACCUGUCACCUGCUGUUAUUGCCCAGACCAACUGGAAAUUUGUGGAGGGGCUGCUCAAAGAGUGUCGCAUGAAGACCAAGCGAAUGCUGGUGGAGAAGAUGGGUCACGAAGCAGUGGAGCUGGGUCACGGUGAGGCCAGCAUCACUGGACUGGAGGAAAAUACUCUGAUCGCCAGCCUGUGUGACCUGCUGGAGAGAAUCUGGAGCCACGGGCUGCAGGUCAAACAGGGGAAGUCUGCCCUGUGGUCCCACCUGCUGCACUACCAGGCCCGGGAAGAGAAGCUUGCACAGCAGCAGGCUGACUCACCAGUGCCUCACAUUUUUGAGAGGAGGAAGUCUGAUAGUUCCAUAGCAAUGCCGUCGCUGCGUGUGUCUCUCAUUCAGGAUAUGAGACAUAUCCAGAGUAUGUCAGAGAUUAAGACUGACGUGGGCCGAGCCAGAGCCUGGAUCCGUCUGUCCCUGGAAAAGAAGCUGCUCUCUCAGCAUCUCAAACGGCUGCUGUCACAACAAGCCUUAACCAAGAAGCUGUACAAACGUUACGCCUUCCUGCGGUGUGAGGAGGAGAAGGAGCAGUUCCUCUUCCAUUUGCUCUCUCUCAACGCCGUUGACUACUUCUGCUUCACCAGCGUCUUCACCACCAUCAUGAUCCCAUACCGAGUUGUCAUCAUUCCCAUCAAGAAGCUGAGCAACACUAUGACCACAUCCAACCCCUGGGUGUGUGUCUCAGGGGAACUAGGAGACUCAGGCAUCAUGCAGAUUCCCAAGAAUGUCUUGGAGAUGACUUUUGAUUCUGCCUUCAGACCUCACACGCACAUCUCUGCCAUGUUCAAGUGUCAGAACCUGGGGAAGCUCACCACAGUACAGCUGGGUCAUGAUAACGCUGGCCUCCUAGCUAAAUGGCUGGUAGACUGUGUGAUGGUGCGCAAUGAGAUCACAGGACACACCUACAGGUUCCCAUGCGGACGAUGGCUUGGUAAGACUGUGGAUGACGGCAGCUUGGAGAGGGUCCUAAUCGGGGAACUAGUGUUGCCCAGUGGAGAGGAUGACUCUGCAAGGGUCUGCCGUACGCCCCCACUACAGCGUUCACCUUCUCAGGGCAGACGCAUCAGCAUCACAUCACUGACUGGACGAGAUACCAAGCUUACUUCAGCACAAAUCCAAGAGGGCAUCGGAGAGGCAAUGAACAACAUAAUCAAACACUUCCACAAACCAGAGAAAGAGAGAGGCAGUCUGACUGUUUUGCUGUGUGGAGAGAACAGCUUGGUUGCGGCUCUGGAACAGUUCUUCCAUCAUGGCUUCAAAUCUGCAAGGCUCUUCCAGAAGACUGUGUUUGUGUGGGACUUUGUGGAGAAAGCUGUUGCCUACAUGGAGUCAGCUGACCAGUUGGGAUACCUUCAGGAGACCACAGAGCCCCUGGGGAUAACGUGUCAGUCACUCUGUCGCUACUUCAACGCAAUCAACUCCACUUCCAGGAACAUCGGCAAGGACGGAAAGUUCCAGCUGUUGGUCUGCCUCGGAGCCAGAGAUCGCCUGCUGCCCCAGUGGCUCCCCCUGCUUGUGGAAUGUCCGGUGAUCCUGCAGAUGUAUGAGGACACAGCAAUGCUCAGAGACACUUGCGCGCUCAGCGCUCUUAUUGGCGUCCUUGAGACGCUGCACGACUUCCCGAUCACACUGGAAGCCUCACUGGUCAAAGGCAUCAACCUUUAGUCCUGAUGGGCUGCUCCAAUUACGCUGUCUUCCUCUCUUGCUCACUGUAGUUAGGUAAUUGGCCUUGAGAUUAUAAAGUUUGGAGGGCAAAACAUUGAAAAGACAAUUUAGGAACCAAAGAUGUAAGUUCCAGUUCAUUGCUUAUUACUUCAUCAGAGAAGUUAAAUGCACCAUUUUCACAAUUCCUGUGACUUUAAAGACUUUUCCAGACCAAGGUUGUAUUUUACUUGAUAAACUAAUACAUCACUUUACAUCACUGUGCACAUGUUUCUAGACACAUAUCAGGUUUUAGAAGGACUUCCUGCCUAGCACCGAGGCUUUGAUAGUUCAGUACAUUUUGAAAUCUGACUAUUAUUCUACACUUUGGUGUCCCUAUUUGGAUCCCUGGUCACUGUUUACUGCUGGAGCAAUAUAUCAUGUCCUAAAUCAUUUUCAGAAAGACUUGGAAAAGAGUUGAUCACCUUGGUGUUUAAUCAAAAGAAAGCAAAGCAUUUUCUGCAGUGAAUUAAUCUAUGUUGGUGCUUCAAUGUAUAUUUCGGGCUGCAGGAUGUGGGACUAAAACAGCAAUGCUAAAGUGAUUAACAGCAUAUUUCUGCCUUCUCUCAGUGUACUGAAGUACAGCUGCCUGAAAGGAAGGACAUCUAAAUUGAGCUGAAGUCAGCUCACUGUGAAAGUAUGAGCAGUGUCAGGGAUAGCACCGUGGCAGGCAGGUUUUAGGAUCCUAGUGCAUCAGCUUUUGUUAGUUGGGAAACGUAUGACGGGAGCCAGCAGGACAAAUUACAAAACUCAUUAGAACAGGAGAGCACUCAGCAGGCAGGAGUAAUGAUGACGACAUGACAGAGAACUGAGCAAACAGAUACUAUAUAUGUGCACACCGAGGAGCUCAGCAGAACAAAAUUUAACAAACAAGAUAAAGGAAGCAAAACUGAAUAUAGAGCACAAGAUACAAAGGACUGUCAAAGUAAAACAGGAAAUGACUAAAUACAGAGACCAGGACUAAGAACCAGAAACCAGACAGAAACAUCAGGGAGUCAGGCAAUAACAUCAGCAGUCCCCAUGAAUCAAACCAGAACCCAAGAACAGAACUAACCCUAGGGAUAUAAAUAUCAUGGACCAAAUCAGGAAUUAUAAUACAAAAUGUACCAAAACUGCAAAAUCCAUAUUGGACCCAGAAUCAAAACAAAACUUGAAAGUCCAAAUCAGAAACACAGGACCAUGACAAGCAGCCUGAAUCUUUUUGUAAUAUUUAACAUAUAAAGCUUUGUUCAGCUGCUCUGCUCACAGGGGGUCGCUGCAGCAUAUGGCUCCACAUAUGUGAAGAUUUUUCUUUAAAAAACAAACAAACAAAAAAACACCAAAUGCCCUUCCUGACACAGCGCCCAAGGGAUCUGUCGUUUUCUGAUCUCAAACCAGGGAUAUUUCAUGUGUAAACCACUAUGCUAUGGAGCCACCUAAUAUAGUACAGUAACAAUAUAUAUGACAGAAAUUAAGGAAAAGCAGAAAGGGUCCAAUUUAAGUAUGGAAUUUAUGAAUGAAAGCCCUGGAAAUUAUUAAAAGUUUACACAAGACAGUAAAAUGUUUUGUUUUUUUGUUUUUUUGUUUUUUUUAAAUCAAUAGAAGAUAUGGUGGUCUGCAUACUGUAAUUCACAUCAUACAGCAGACAUAAUGAAAUUGUUCUGGAAAUAAAUAAAUCAUUUGUGGUUUCCGCUCCACAAAAUGGCAGUGCCAUAAACAAGACAGCACCCAUUUGUCACAGAUGGAUAUUGAUAGUUGUUUAUCCAUCUACCCAAAACUCCGUGCAGCAUUAUGAAGGGUUUUUAUGUGCAUACAAAAUGAGAUUUUGUCCUCCAUCUAAAAGAAAAACACCAGAAUAGUAAUAAAAAUAUCUUUAACAAUUUUUUAAGUGUGAACAUAAGCAAAGCAAGUAGCCAGAAAUAACAGGAAGGUGCACACACUUUUGUUGAGUAAGGUAACACAAAUUGUCUUCAUUCUUGUAAAUGUGUAGUUAUCCUCUCAAAGGAGAAACCCUGUUAUAAUAUUUUCAGUCCCAUGUAGAACAGCCACAACAGUCCUGGCUGCUGUUAGCUAACAAAUAUCUAAUGUUACCACAAAUGAUCUCAUUCUGUUUAUACACAUUUACUUUUUUUGUAAUAAACCAGAUUUAACUUUGACACACACACGCACACAGUGUGUGUGUCUGUGUGUUUAGAUAAAGCCAGGUUAGCCUCUGCUUCCAGUAGUUUUGCUAAGCUAAGCUCUUUGCUCCUUAAAAGAGGGUUCCAGUAUAAUCUCCUCAUACCUGGCUUAAAAUUGAUGCAUUUUACAUUGUUACAACAGAAAUGUUAAUCUUCUUAACAGCUUCCUGUAUUCCAUGAAUACAUUGUGAAGGAGUGCAGCAUUUUUUUUCACUUCCUCCAAUGCAUUCAGAAUUUGCAUAUUUCUUGGCAGCAACAAGAAGAAAUGUCUGGAGAUGUGUAUCUUUGGAAAACGUCUUAUCUUCUUUUGAACUUUGGUGGCAUUAGAGGUUUUGUGACUGUUGCCUCUUUCUGGUAUGAAUAUUGUCAGUGCAUGAUGUCAGUUUAGCCUCAGGUGUAUUCACAUGGCCCUCUAAUGGAUUAUAGAUGGCAGUUUGUUUUUUUGUUAGGACAAAAUCUGAACAAAGUUGCAGUCUAGUAUUUCUGUUGUUUCCAGAACUGAAUUUCUGACAGACAUCUUGACUUCUUGUAUUUUUAAUUUAUAUUGACUGAUGACUGGCUGACAGCUGCACUGGUGUUUUAUGGUGGCAAAGCUUGUGGAGUAACUGGAGAUUUAAGCAUCUUUAAAGUUCUCUAACCUUCUGUGCCCCUGCUGACUCACCUGUGGGACUAGCCACAGCUCCAAAGCACAGGAAAUGGAUUCCUCCACCUUCUCCUGGGUUUCUUUAUGUACAGACUGUUUUCUGAUGGUUCCAGGGAAGACAUCAGGAAGAGGAUGAUCCACCCUAGUAAUAGAAUUUUAUGUUAUUGUUUGGACUGACUGUUCUGAUAUUUAUUAUGCCUAUUUCAAUAAAACACCCAGGUCUAAAACAUGUAUAUGUAUGUACAUAAAAUAUAUUUCAUGCCAGGAAUGCACCAGUUCCAAACUCAGUAUUGCUGGAUAAGAUAUUGGAUGGGAAAAAAUAGGCUAUAUUCUGAUAUAAUUUAUUGCAUAAAUGCUUUGCAAGUCUUUUGCAA